Messenger RNA from Pseudophryne corroboree (corroboree frog), 3001 nucleotides. RefSeq names its product RAS guanyl releasing protein 4 (gene RASGRP4). The record is from RefSeq and is a predicted model, not a curated record. The transcript has 17 exons. Gene Ontology annotation, biological process: positive regulation of GTPase activity; Ras protein signal transduction. Bases 186 to 2315 code for a protein of 709 amino acids. Gene Ontology annotation, molecular function: calcium ion binding; guanyl-nucleotide exchange factor activity. Lineage: Eukaryota; Metazoa; Chordata; Amphibia; Anura; Myobatrachidae. Gene Ontology annotation, cellular component: plasma membrane.
ACAGUUCCCUGCAGUUCCUCUUUAUCAGUCUGUGCUAGCGGAGACACUCCCCUGUCACAGAGUCCCCACCAUCUCUGAAAACUGGGUGUAAUAAUGACACGGGGGUCACACACAGAAGAACUGUAGGCCAGGAAGCUGAGAAGAGACCCCCGGACCCUUCUUCUACAUUUCUGACUUCCCGCAACAUGAAUCGCAAAGACAGCAAGAGAAAACCUCGCCUAGACAUUUCAAACCAAACCGUAAGCAGCAAUGGAGUCUGCCUUCUUGUUAAGAGCCGACAUAGUCAGAACAGGAGGAGGAGAAGGAUGACCUGCCCAAGUCCUGCUGAUAUUAACCAGGCUCUGGUGACUGUUACCCUGGCCCAGCUGGGGAAGGGCUGCAGUCUGGAAGAACUGAUGGAGAAAUGCAUUCAGUCAUUUGAUGUGGAUGGAAAGCUUUGGAGAAAUGAAGACACCGUUCACAUGAUCCUCGUCAUGCACAGUUGGGUGGUGCCGUCACCUGAGUUUGCACGGAAACUUCUACAACUCUACAGGGAAGCUGCGCAAAACCAAAGAAAAAUGCAGAUCUGCCAUUUCCUCAGGUUCUGGGUCAAUCAAUAUCCAGAGGUGUUUCAGCUGGACAGUGAGCUAGAAGAGCUGAUGUGUGACUUAUGGGAGGUGGUGAAGGAUCGGAGAAGGCCCAGUGACCACCGGAGGAGCAUUGACACUUCAUAUGUUUUUGAUGAGGACUUUACAAAGAUUUUCCCCGAGUCACCAAGCUUCAACAAGAAGAGGAAAGUCUCCCUUCUCUUUGACCACCUGGAGCCAUCAGAACUUGCAGAUCAUCUCAGCUACCUGGAAUUCAAGUGUUUCUGCAGAAUAUCGCAUUUAGACUAUCAAAGCUACACCUUGCAGAGUUCCCUGCGAGAGAUCCCUCGAUUGGAGCGAUCGGUCACCUUGUGCAACAGUAUUUCCCAGUGGGUACAGCUCAUGAUCCUCAACCGACCCACUCCCCAGCAGAGAGCGGAGGUGUUUACCAAGUUCAUUCAGGUGACACAGAAACUCCGCAAACUACAGAACUUUAACACCCUGAUGGCAGUGAUCGGGGGACUGUGUCACAGUGCUAUCUCCCGCAUGAAGGAGACACAUAGCUACCUAUCCCAAGAUGUAUUAAAGACGCUGAGCGAGAUGACUGAGCUUCUGUCCUCAAGCAGUAACUACAGCACAUAUCGGAGGGUUUAUAAUGAAAGUGUGGGGUUUAAAAUCCCCAUUCUUGGUGUGCAGCUAAAGGAUCUGGUUUCACUUAAUGAAGCAUUGCCGGAUUACUUGGACGAUGGAAAGAUCAAUGUCAGCAAAUUGCAAAGUCUCUACCAGCACAUACUGGAGCUUCGCCAGCUGCAGAAAGCCAGUCCGUCAUUCAAAGCCAACAAGGAUGUAAUACUACUACUGACUGCUUCUUUAGACGUGUUCUACACAGAAGAUGAGAUCUACACGUUAUCCUACACACGGGAACCGCGCAUACCCAAAUUACUGCCCAGCACUCCCAACAAGCGCCCCACUGAGAUUCCACACUGGACCCCACAAGUUCAGAUACAGCCGGACCCUGAAACCCUCAGUCGCAAUGUGGAGCAGAUGGUGGAGUCUGUUUUCCAGUUUUAUGACCCAGACCAGCGCGGUUACGUCUCCCGGGAAGACUUUGAAAAAGUUGUUUCCAGUCUUCCCUUCUCCUGUCACAUUCUGGAAAAGGACCACGAUGGACCUGUCAGUCAUCAGGAGAUGACGUCGUACUUUAUGAAAGCCAGUCAGGUCUGCUCCAAACUGGGGGUUCCUUUCUUGCAAAGCCUGGUGGAGAUACGUCUGAAGGAAUUGCCGCUGUGUGCCAGCUGUAUUUGGUCUGUGGCUAAACAAGGCUAUGUUUCUGGAGGUUUGCACAAGGAUGUCAUGCAGAGCUGGAAGGAGAGACCCACCAGUCCCCAGAACGUAGCUGAAAUGAGAGGUCCACAGCAGAAGUCUUGUCAGACAGAUGGUUUAGUGGCAACACAACUUCCCGCCCAUCCCAAACAGCACUGCGGAGAUUCCUGCACGAGAUCGAAGUCUUUGCUGGGGAGGCUAAGAGAGGUGGAGAAGGUAUACGUGUAUCAGCGUGCAGGGAAUAGAGUGUCUCCUCACAGAGAAAAAUCAAGAAAGGGACUGCUUGCGGAUGGAGAAUGCCGGCCUGCAUUGUACCAAUUGCCAGCUGGCCGCAGAGAAUGCCAAACUGCAGAGCCAGUUAAGCAUCCUGCAGAAGAAGGUGAAAGCAUUGGCUACGGACUCAAAUAUGCAACCAGCUAUCACUGAAAUACUGGAGAACCUGAACGCUCUACAAAUACAAUGUGACGGAAAACGGUGACCAACACCAAGAGAAAGGACUUGUGAAGCAACUUCUCUGUACAUUUACUUCUCUAAUAAUCUCAUUAUCUGUGGAGCAACAGGACUAUGGUCUAUGUAUAUAUACUGAUCUUAUACUUGUAUGAACUAGCUCCUCUCAGCAUUACAGGGCAAUAAACACCUGGACCGUCAAAUCACGCCCCUAUUUACAGAAGCCACACCCCACAAUUAGUCAUCUUCCUCCUUUCUCACUCCUGAAAAUUAGGACUGUCCAGCCAAAAAUAAAAUUGGGACUUGAACAUGUUGCUAUCUUUUACAAAGAUCACAUUGCAAUACGUUGAGAAACUUCUUGGAUUAUUUGAUUUAUUUAAAUGAUAUGAUUGGAGUUUUUAGGUUUGGUGCUGUUACUGUCUUACAGUACGUGAGUGGUCAAAGCCAGAUGGUAAAAGAUGGUCCCCAAAGUCACCUGGAGAUGUAAUAGCGGACUGUAUGUGCUGACCACCGGAAAUGGAAUAUUGGGCUUAUUGUGAACUAUAGAAUAUUCCAAUUUAUUUCAUUAUAAUAUAAAAUGUCAAUAUAUUUUUUCUUUGAAUCCUCUACCGAUAAGAAAUGCACAAAGAGAUAAAAAAUAAAUUCCCAGCAACCGUGCUUCUCUC